AUGUUUAUAUCGACUCCAAAAGUCAUUUUGGUUGAAACAUGUUCGAACGAAUCAAUGAGCAGCUUUUAUUCCAAAUUAAAUGUUCAUGAAGAUCUGCAAACAUUCCAUGAUAUUAAUUUAUGCAUUGACUAUAUCAAAUCUCAUUCUAGUGAAACGAUUAUUCUUGUUGUUUCUGCAAGUUUGGCUUUGAAACUUGUACCAGAAGUUUAUGGUCUAUCGAGUAUUUCUAUGAUACUCAUGUUUUGUACGUCAAUCGACAAUGAUACAAAAUGGACGAAGGAAUUUUCCGAUAAAUUGCUGAUGUUUGAUGAAGAAGAUGAUCUCUUGGAGAGAUUAUGGUUACAAAUCGAAGAAUACUUUCGAAAACAAGCCAAACAAUUUAGUGAACAAGCAGAUCAAUAUAAACAACGUGCGAAAAAACUAGAACAAUCGUGUGGAUAG
Messenger RNA from Adineta ricciae, 441 nucleotides. NCBI's taxonomy places the organism in Eukaryota, Metazoa, Rotifera, Eurotatoria, Adinetida, Adinetidae. The record is from the annotation of a GenBank genome assembly.